GACUGCUAAGGACGUAGACAACUGGGCGAGGAUGGCUCACGCCGCCUUCUGCAGAAUCAUGUCCGAGUACACCGCCUUUGAAAGCGACGUGAACACAGAAGCAUGGAAAGCUGCUGAGAAGGAGGUGCGGUCGGUUGUGAGGGAAGACGCCUUAGUAGACUUUGAUCCAUCCAGAGAUGUUGUGACCAUCGCCGGCAGAGCCGAUGACAUCAAGAAGAUCCGAGCUCCUGUAGAAAACAUCAUCCGGAAAUUGAUGAGUCAUGUUCAACGACAGACAAAAAGCAUAACUGAGCUACUUGAAUUUUCCCCGGCUUAUUUUGCCAUCCUGAAGAAAGAAGGGCUGCAGAAAGCUGCCUCUGACAUCUCCCCAGAGUUGAAGGUCUUGUUCAAUGAAGGCACCGGGAAGCUGAGCCUUACAGGACUUCCUGAAGAAGUCUACAAAACCAAGUCCUGGAUCUUGGAGAGAAAUAUGAGCAUGAGAAGAAAACAGCUAAAUCUCCCUCCGAGUCUUCUGGAUUACCUCCGGAGUGUGGACUCCACGGACAUGUCGAUGAACCUGUUCACUUCACAAGGCAUCAGUGCCGUCUACUGCAUCGACUCCAAAGGCGUUUCUUUAGUGGGAAGCUCUGACAGAGCCCUGGCCGAUGCUGAGAGUAAGAUGAAGAAAGAUCUGUUGGUGCAGACUUUGGAUGUGCCGGACCAGGGAGUUCUGAGCCAGCAAAAAUGGAUGGACCUGAACAGAGACCUCCUAGACACCUACAACUUCUCCAACAAGAAGACUGUGUUUAUAUGGAUCCACCCGGAGAGAAGGGACAAAGUAACGGUGGUUGGCUUCAGCAAUCCUGUCAAAGAAGUCAGCGUCACUCUCAGGCAGUUCAUUGAAGACUACUCACAGGUUCGCGAGACAGUCCGCGUCGAGUCCUGCGCUGUUGCUCAGUUCAUACAGAAGAAUAAACAGGACAUUUGGUCAAGAAUCGCCAGCGACAACAAGGUGUUAGUGAUAUUUGAUCCAGUAAGACCAAAGAUCACCAUCAGUGGAGCUCGCAUAUAUGCCCAAAAGGCUAAAUCUCAUUUUCAGGAACUGGCCACUACUCUCUUUGCUGACACCUUAACCGUGGACAAACCUGGAGCCAAGAAGUAUUUCCAGUCCCAAGGAAGCAUGUUCCUCGUUUCGUUAAUGGCAGACUUCAGCUGUGUGGUGAUGCUUCAGUCUGAUGUUCAGGAUGAUGAAGAGGAGGAGGAGGAAGGGAGCCUUGAAGGAGAGACUGGCUGUUGUUACUGCAAGGUGCAAACAGCCGGUGGAGUUCUUAUUUCUGUCAGCAGGGCGGAUAUCUGCGGCCUUAAUGUGGACGCGGUGGUCAACGCAGCUAACGAGGACCUGCAGCACAUCGGUGGUUUGGCUUUGGCGCUGCUGAAAGCUGCUGGACCAAAGCUGCAGAUGAUCAGCGAUGACUAUGUGUCUAAAAACGGGAAGCUACGCGCAGGAGAUGCAAUUGUAACAGAGGCAUGCAGUCUGCCCUGCAAGUACGUCGUUCAUGCGGUUGGUCCGCGGUACUCUGAAUUUGACAAGAAGACAGCAAUAUUUCGUCUCAAAGGUGCAGUUAAAGAGAGCCUGAAACAAGCUGAGAUGGUUAAAUGCUCCACCGUAGCCAUGCCAGCAAUCAGCUCUGGUGUCUUUGGUUUUCCUGUGGACCUCUUCACCGAGACCAUCGCCAAGGCUGUGCGGGAAUACUGUGACAAUCCUAACCGUCCAGGGACUUUAACCGAGGUUCAGCUGGUGGACAACAAUGAUGCCACUGUCAGAGUGAUGGCAGCUGCUAUAAACAGGGAGUUCUCCGAUCUGGGACCCACCAUGACAGUUCCACAGCAGACAGGAGGGAAGAACAAAGGAGCUGCAGGCAGAUAUCAGAGGGGACGAGGGAAAUGUGCGCAGGCUCGUGGAGGAAGAGGAGGCGGAGGAGAUGGAGGUUAUCAGGAAAAUGAUCAGGCUAACUGGGGAGGUCAGAACUCCAGGUCACAGAACAGAAAUGGAGACCAUGGAGGGUCAAGACGGCUGGAGCAGAUCACACCCGGUGGUCUGAAGAUGGUUCUCUGCAUAGGAAACAUCCAGGACCAGACUACCGACGUCAUCGUGAACACGGUGGCCGAGAACAUGAACCUGAACCAGGGCGGCGUCGCCAAAGCCAUCUCUGAGGCGGCCGGAGAAAACCUGCAGAUGGCCAUCCUCACCGAGGCCGGUGUGAACACGCUGCGCUUCGGAGACGUGGUCGUCACCGACGGAUACAACCUGCAGUGUCAGAAGGUCUUCCAUGCCGCCUGCCCAUUCUGGGACAACGGAGGCGGCCGGGCGGAGAAGGAGUUAACAGACAUCAUCACUGACUGUCUGAAGGAGGCUGAGAAGCGUCAGAUGACCUCUCUGUCCUUCCCGGCCAUCGGAACUGGAAACCUGGGCUUCCCCAGAGAUGUGGUGUCCAGAGUUCUGCUGAAGGAGAUCCACUUGUUCAGCCGCAGGAGCUCCCCGCGCCAUCUGAGGGAGGUUCUGAUCGUGGUCCACCCCAGCGACAGCAGAACUGUGGAUUGCUUCACCAGAGAGUUCAGCGGUGAAACGGCGCCGAGGAGCAUCCAGCAUGAAGCAGAGGGUUCUACCAGGAGCGGGUCUGCAGCUCAGCAGCACCUUGGUCGAUCACAACAGAGCUCCGCGUCCUUCAGCACGGUCUCGUCUCCGUCGCUCGGCGUCUACCAGAUGCAGAUGGGUCAGCUCACCCUGGAGGUGUCGUCAGGUGACAUCACCAAGGAGGCCUGUGAUGUCAUCGUCAACUCGUCCAAUCAGAACUUCAGUCUUCAAGCAGGAGUUUCCAAGGCGAUCUUGGACAGCGCUGGGCCAGCAGUGGUGAUGGAGUGUGCACAGAUUGUGAGUUCUCCGGGUUACCAGCCUCGUGCAAUGAUCCUGACCUCAGGCGGCCGGCUUCCCUCCACAAACAUCAUCCACGUUGUUGGUCAGAAUGAUGCUUCAAGGGUUAAGGACAUAGUUCAGGGGGUCCUGAAGGUCUGCGAGGACAACAAGUUUAGCUCAGUCGCCUUCCCAGCUCUAGGAACAGGUCAGGGCGGUCUCAGCCCGUCGGCAGUGGCCGACGUAAUGGUUGGUGCAGUGGUGGACUUUGUGAGGAAGAAGCACUCACGGUUUGUUUGCCGGGUGAAGAUCCUAAUCUUCGAGGCAGCCAUGAUCACUGAAUUUCACAACAGUAUGAAGAAGAGGCAGGGAGAAGAGGUGGAGGAGAAGAGCAUCUUCAACAGAAUUAAAGAUUCAGUUACUUCACAUUUUGGAUUGGUGUCGGAGCAGCAGCGCGGUGCCGAUUUUGUUCUGGAGAGGCCUGAGUUUGAUCCUGCAGUGUUUCAACUGUGUGCUGACAACCAAAGGAAUUUGAACGUGGCUAAGAAGAGGCUCAACGAGCUUGUUCUGAUGGAGCAGGCCCAGAGAACCAUCAAGGACCCGUACCUGAACCACUUAACCCGGGAUGACAUGAACGAGCUGAAGGACCUGCAGAGGAAUCUGACAGUGAGCAUCCGUCUGGACAGAGGACAGGAAGACCAGGAGCCCAAGAUUCAACUGGAGGGUCUGACCCGAGACGUCCUGACAGCCGACCCCGACAUCAGGAACAUCAUCCGCAGGGUGGAGAGAAAUGAGAAUUUGAGGAACAAAGCUAUUUUAGUGAGUGGACUGGUGGAAUGGAUGUUCCAGCACCACAAUGGAUCCAUGGUGUCUUUUGACAUCCACACCAAUCUCCAGCUUGAAGAAGCAUUUGAGAAAAAACAAAACGUGAAGAUCAAAAUCAAAAGUGAAGUGUUUAACGCGGAUCCAGUGCGUAGAAGGGCCGUUUCCAAUAACGGAAAGAAACAGAUGGAGCUGAUGAGAAAAGACUUGAAAAGUGAGUGAAGCUGUACAUCCGGACACGAUCUGAGACAUGUUUGUGAAUUUACAUUAAAAGGGGAUAUAUUUCUGCUGUUGGUGUUAAAUUAUGAAAUAAUGCAAGUAUGGAUUUACAAACCUGUAGAUUAUUAUUGGAUUUAAAAAAUGAUAAAGGAGAUAAGAUAAAAGGGUUACAAAUGUAGAAAACGCUUUUGCUAUGGUGUCUUUGAAUUCAAUUCCAUUUCAAUAAAAUUUUAUUUAUAUAGCACCAAUGCACAACACGUUAUCAUUGCCAUUUCAGAGGCUUACAGGAUUGGUGUCCUACAUCUCCCAGGUGCUCUCCAAUCACUAGAGCACAGUUUGCUUACCGUUUACACCCAUG
Fundulus heteroclitus (mummichog) is the source of this 4289-nucleotide messenger RNA. Its product is annotated as protein mono-ADP-ribosyltransferase PARP14-like. The transcript has 13 exons. NCBI's taxonomy places the organism in Eukaryota, Metazoa, Chordata, Actinopteri, Cyprinodontiformes, Fundulidae. The record is from RefSeq and is a predicted model, not a curated record. Gene Ontology annotation, molecular function: transcription corepressor activity. The coding region runs from base 32 to 3934 and encodes 1300 amino acids. Gene Ontology annotation, biological process: negative regulation of gene expression. Gene Ontology annotation, cellular component: cytoplasm; nucleus.